Molecule: messenger RNA, 2356 nt
Organism: Xyrauchen texanus (razorback sucker)
Lineage: Eukaryota; Metazoa; Chordata; Actinopteri; Cypriniformes; Catostomidae
Product: stannin-like
Exons: 2
Coding region: 197-460 (87 amino acids)
Cellular component (GO): mitochondrial outer membrane
Source: RefSeq, a predicted model, not a curated record
CAACUGCCUAUAAGCAACAGAAGAAAUGUCGGGAAACGUCAACGAUGGUUCAGGACGAGACAACGAAUAUAACGGUUAUUCUUUAAUACAAAUCAGCCUGAUUUAGUUGCAGGAGCAGGAAGCCACAACAGCUUUGCAGAACUGCCUCUUGUGGACUUGUGGAGAACAGUAGCUGAUUUGUUUCUCUCCAGACAGUAUGUCUAUCAUGGACCAUAGCCCCACCACUGGGGUUGUGACAAUCAUUGUAAUACUCAUUGCUGUUGCUGCACUAGGGGCGCUAAUUUUUGGUUGUUGGUGCUACUUGCGACUGCAGCGUAUCGGCCAGUCUGAAGAUGAAGAAAGCAUAGUCGGUGAAGGGGAAACCAAGGAGCCCUUCUUAAUGGUACAGUAUUCAGCCAAGGGCCCGCGGGUGGAGCACAAGACCAAGCUGACCCCUAACGGCACCGAGAGCCACACCUAAACUCUCUUCUCGAUGCAAACUGUGUUGGACCAUGUUCAGGCUCUUUGAAGUCUUACAAUUUCAACACCUCGCAUUAAUGUUAAAAUCAAUUUGAAACGGUGCAAGGACUUCACUGCUUAAACAAGUGAAAAAAUUACAACAAAACUAGUGCAUGCAGUUGUCUAGUUACUUUGUUGCUUUGAGUGGGGGUCCAGUGUAGCACCCUAUUAUAAUGUGAAAUUGACAAUUGUCUGCGUUUGGCGUUAUAUGCAAUGCUAUUUAUUUGUAAAGCUAUUGCUGAGUUCUAAAGCUUAACCAAGAAAGAUGGUUUUAUUUUGUUUAACCACAACUGCUUGCCUCCAGAGCAGGCUCUGGUAUUAAGAAGAUCAAUUCACAUGAUGUUCAAAGCUUUAGAUCAUUUUGAAGCUUUUAAACAACUUAACGUUGUUUUUUGUUUUUUUUGUAGAAGCUCUUAAAGAAACCAUAAAUGAGUGAUUCUCAUGAAACCUGUCAAGAAAUGUCCUGGUCAUAUGUAAACCCAAAAUCAAUGCAUUUUUAGGACUGUUUACAUUUUUUGCAUUGUGACAUUUUGUUUAGGACACUACAGAACAUUUUACCCCUAAAUUCUCAUUACCGUAAUGCAUCCAAACAUAUUUAUAAUAUAGCCAUUGUUUUCAAUGUUGAUUCUUAUUACUGUAACACUAAUGUGUUUUUUUGUACAGUAAAUACAGAAGAACAGUUAUAGUGAAAAUGAGUCACAAUUUCGCAUUGCUGAAUUGGGUUAAAAUGUGCUUAACUGUCAUAAAAAUAGUCACAAUGUAAAACAAUUUGAUGUUCCUAAAAACACACUUAAUUUUGUUAAUGCCAAGUAUAAUUUAUUUUUUGUUUCUUUUGAAUUUUAAGUAAAAUAUGACCAGUAACGUUUUUGACGGGGUUUGUGAGAAUCAACCAAAUUGUGUGAAGGUUAAUCGGCUUAUCAGUAUUGUUGGAUUACAUUCAUUCAAAGUUCAUGCUAUCUUUUGCACUUUUUUACUUUCAAUUGAUGUGUUACCGAUUUCUUAACAGCACUUGGUGUUUUCAGUGUAAACCUGCUAGGAAGCCACAAUAAGAAUGAAAGCCAAUGACCGGGCCCUACUUAUACUAGAUCCAUGAUGUUGUGGACCCAGAGGCAUUCAUUUUUGUGGCCUAGCACAUUUCUACAUUGUAAGGUUGGGGUCAUUUGAAGGUGUAGAUCUUAUUUUUUUAGAUGGCUUGUUGUGCAGCGGGAUACUGAAAAAGUAAUUGUCUUAUUGUCCAUAUUAUUUUCUUUCCUUUGAGUCCAGAUGAUUUUGAGAUGUAGCGGUGUUUGCUGUUUACACAUGUGAGAAGAAAUUGAGAGAAAUUAUUUAUUUUUAUACAAUAUCCAUGCAAAUGUUGUCCAUACAAUUCAUUGCGUGAAAUCAACAGCCCUUUUUGGGGAGGCUGCCAAAUCAAAGCCUGAAAAUGCAGCUAAAAUGAUUUAAUUAAUGUUACUAAUACUGUAUCAGAUAUGUACUGUACUGUCAUUCCAUGGAGACUGAAUUUUGUGAAUUUGACAAUUGUGCUUUCUGAUUUCUAUUAAAACCAUCCACAUAAAGGACAGUACACGCAUGUUAUUUUAACCUGCAUAUUUGAGAAUAACUAAGUGCUCGGUGUAUUGCUUAUGUCACUCAGCUCUGUGUUUCCAGAGUUUUGACUACUGAACAAUAUAACCUCCUUUGGAACCAGAGGAAGUCAGAGUAGUGUGUACUCGUGUGUUUUGUUUGUAUUUGCAAGAGUUUUAAAAUUAUAGCUUAAACUCUAAUGAACUAUUGGUAGAUAUUGGGGUAUAUUUUAGUAUGCUAAAAUAGGAUUUCAAAUUAUAGUAUGAGUUUUAAUAGACAUAGCAAAUUCAUUUCA